ACUUGACAAUGGCCUUCUGGCUAUGCUCUCGAAAUGCAGCAAAUAACGGCCGUUUGACACCGGCCCCGGUGUUAUUCGUCGGGAAGACGUCAGCGGAGGAUCGUCGGUGGGUGGUAUCGGAAUCUCGACCAUGAAUCGAAAUGAAGCGUGUUGCUUCCUACUUUUGAUUCUCUGCAUUCUGCUGAGCGAUUAUCGAGUCAAUUCCGACAGCGACGCUCGUUUGUCCAGGAGAAGGAGAUACGUUGUCUUUCCCGAGGGUUCAACUUUCUCCGUCGCUCUUUGCGUGACGGUGCACACUGUGACACCUGACAACAUCUUCACGGAGGGCAUCAAUUGGGGCAUCUCUUACGACCUGCCUAACGAAAGCAAACCUGCCCUCGAACCAUUCUUGCAAUUGAGACACGACCAAGUGAAACCGGUGAAGAAAUACGGGAGCCAAUACGCGACGAGCGACAAGAACGUGGUCAAGUAUUCGGGAUGGAACAGUGACAAAUAUUACGUGAAACCAGGGAAGGGCAAGUAUCGCAAGCCUGACUACUAUUACCUUCAGCGCAGACAUCGACGGGAACUUUACAGCAAACUGGAGACCAUUAUGAAUGCGAUGAAUUUCGACGGUAGAACAUGUAUCCUUCGCGCCCUCUGCGAGGCCUCGCAACGAUUGCUUCCGAAAGGGAACACUCUGGUCGAGGAAAUGAUGAGGAUAUCGUUCUCCUUCCCUUUGAAACGGUUGUUCGAUCACGAGCCGGAGGAGCAUCACGCGUACAGCAGGGCACGGAAAGCGGGGCACGAGGGGCACGACUGCGCCGCCAUGUUCGCCGGAUGCAGCCUCUCCCUGAUCGACAUGGCCCUCGGGAAAUACGACGCGGCUGAGAGCCCUCCGCUUCCGACCGGGUACACGGACGAAUCUUACUCUUACGGGGGCUGGGCCAGGUACAACAUGAAAUAACCGUGAGAUGCCGGAUCCCAGAGAGAAGGGUGAAUUUCGAAGGGGAGUACAGCGCGGGAAAUCGAUUAGUUGGUUCGAUUUGGAAAGAGAGAAAGAAACAACGAUGAUCCUUUUUUUCGAAAACCUUCCUGGUUUUCAGCGUGGAGGAAAAGUUUUUUUUCUACGUUGAAAUUGAUCUUGCGGCCAUCGAGCAGCUAUAUAUAACGGAAUAUCGUUUAAAAUCGUCUUCAGUGUUCAAAGAUGUUCUUUGGAAAUUGUAGAAAUUGUUGCACGAGUUGUUUAAACGAUUAAUAUUAAUAUGUAUGGGAAAGGAUAGAUUAUUCUCUUCGAACGUUCCACUGAAAAAUGAUUAAGAGAUUUGGAGAAUCUACGUAACAAGCGAAUAUCUUUCAAGAAUAAUCGACUAUGCCAAGAGAUACCCAAAGAUAUUCUUUAAAAAUUUUCAACUUUUCAAUACCAUAAAACACCUAGAAAAUGCAAACAGUCAAUAUAAUAUAUAUAUUUCAAUAUAAUAAUACAUUAAAAAAUCUGGAUGAACGAAGCAAAAAUAAUUCGACGAUCCAUUGAUCCAAACUGAUUAGGAGAUUUAAAAAAUCUACGCGUAAUAAGCGAAUAUCUUUCAAGAAUCGAGAAUAAUACCAAGAGAUAUUCAAAGAUAUUCUUUAAAAAUUUUCAAUCUUAAUACCAUACCUAGAAUACCUAGAAAAUCCAAACAGUCAAUAUAAUAUAUAUAUAUAUUUCAAUAUAAUAAUACAUUAAAAAAUCUGGAUGAACGAAGCAAAAAUAAUUCGACGAUCCAUUGAUCCAAACUGAUUAGGAGAUUUAAAAAAUCUACGCGUAAUAAGCGAAUAUCUUUCAAGAAUCGAGAAUAAUACCAAGAGAUAUUCAAAGAUAUUCUUUAAAAAUUUUCAAUCUUAAUACCAUACCUAGAAAAUCCAAACAGUCAAUAUAAUAUAUAUAUUUCAAUAUAAUAAUAAACUUAAAAAAUAAAAAAUCGGGACGAACGAAAAAAAGAUGGUUCGACGAUCCAUCGAUCAACUAACCAUCGACGUAAAAAAUAUUAAAUGGAAAGAGAAUCGUUGAGGGGAUUAUUUCCCCCGUAGCGAGAAUACGUUCCGGUACGUAAAGUGGUUAGAAGAAAGAAGCUCAGGAGAGGUGAUACGGAAAGGUGAAGGUAAAGUCGAAACCAGCCUCGAGAAUGGUGAUACUCCUCCCUGCAACGUACUGGUAGCGUGCACCGCUACAUUUUCGGUAAUUGGAUGAGCUUACUACCUAUCGGUGAAGGAGGAAGGUUAGAUGGGGAUUGGGGGAUGGGGCCAUGAAAUAAGCGAGUGCACGAGGACGGAUAAGAGGAUACAUCCGGGUUCGUGUUCGGUUCGCCGACUCGAAUCGAUAAUAACGAUUCUUUUGUAAUAUUGUUACGAUCCCGGCCCUGCUAUAAUAGGAUUAGAUCGGAGGAUCGAACACCGUAUGAAAUCUAUUCGAAAACUAUUUCGAACGUUCGUAACUACGAACAGCUUUGAUGCGCGGUUUUGCACCAUCGUCCACGAGCGUGGUCCACGCUUGCCUAGAGAUGCAGAUCUAGAGAUGGGAGAGACGGAGUAUCGCGGGAUAUUAAACCGGAAAUGGAAAUCGUCAGGCGACACCUGCUUCUUUCGUAUAUAUUUUUCCAAUCAUUUCAUUUGUUAUCCGGAUCUCGGUACUCGUGUAAAUAAAAUCUGGACGAACGAAUAAAUUUGUUGUACGAUUUUUC
Molecule: messenger RNA, 2699 nt
Organism: Apis mellifera (honey bee)
Lineage: Eukaryota; Metazoa; Arthropoda; Insecta; Hymenoptera; Apidae
Exons: 5
Coding region: 131-946 (271 amino acids)
Source: RefSeq, a predicted model, not a curated record